Molecule: messenger RNA, 1549 nt
Organism: Amaranthus tricolor (Joseph's coat)
Lineage: Eukaryota; Viridiplantae; Streptophyta; Magnoliopsida; Caryophyllales; Amaranthaceae
Product: low-specificity L-threonine aldolase 1-like
Exons: 11
Coding region: 162-1265 (367 amino acids)
Biological process (GO): glycine biosynthetic process; L-threonine catabolic process
Cellular component (GO): cytosol
Molecular function (GO): L-allo-threonine aldolase activity
Source: RefSeq, a predicted model, not a curated record
UUGGGUCACCAAUAUUUGUUUGUUUGUUUGUUUUUCAUUUCACCAUUAAACUUGUGUCACGUUUGAUAAAGUGGACACUUUUGUGUGUGUAUCACUUUAUUCACCUCAACACUGAGAAAGAGACAGACCACAAGAAAGUGAGUAGUGUUAUUUCAGAUCAAAUGGGGGACUUUACUGCUCAUACUGAUAAAAGUGAGAUGGUUAAGAGGGUGAUUGACAUGCGAUCCGAUACAGUGACCAAACCAACCGAAGCAAUGCGUAUUGCAAUGUCGAAUGCUGAGGUUGAUGAUGAUGUAUUGGGUCAUGAUCCAACUGCUCUCCGCCUCGAAACAGAGAUGGCACAAAUCAUGGGCAAAGAGGCUGGAUUGUUUGUUCCAUCAGGAACAAUGGGUAAUCUCAUUAGUGUGCUUGUGCAUUGUGAUGUAAGAGGAAGUGAAGUUAUUCUUGGAGAUAACUCUCAUAUCCAUAUUUAUGAGAAUGGUGGUAUUUCUACCAUUGGUGGGGUCCACCCAAGAACAGUAAAGAAUAACAAGGAUGGAACUAUGGAUUUGGAUUUGAUUGAGUCUGCCAUUAGAGAUCCUAAAGGAGCCCUUGUUUAUCCAACAACUAGACUUAUUUGCAUUGAAAACUCCCAUGGAAAUUCUGGUGGUCGAUGCCUUUCUGUAGAAUACACAGACCAAGUCGGAGAGUUGGCAAAGAAGCACGGUUUGAAGCUUCAUAUAGAUGGGGCUCGCAUCUUUAACGCAGCUACAGCACUUGACGUUUCUGUUGAUAGACUGGUGCAAGCAGCAGACUCAGUUUCGGUCUGCCUGUCCAAAGGCCUUGGAGCACCUGUCGGAUCUGUGAUUGUUGGAUCGAAAAGCUUUAUAGCCAAGGCAAAAAUAAUGCGGAAAACUCUAGGUGGUGGGAUGAGACAGGUCGGGAUCCUGUGUGCGGCUGCCUUAGUUGCAGUGCAAGAAAAUGUAGCAAAGCUUAAGGAUGACCAUAAGAAUGCUAAGCUCUUAGCAGACGGAUUGAAUCGAAUUGCGGGGCUAAAAGUUGACGUGAGUGCAGUUGAUAGUAAUAUUAUCUUUGUUGAUGUAUGUGGAAACUCAAACAUUACAGCACCGAAACUAUGUAAGAGGUUGGAGGAGAAUGGUAUACUGUUUAUGUUAGAAAACACAUUCAGAUUCAGGGUUGUAAUCCACCAUCAAAUCACAAGAAGAGAUGUUGAAUAUACUUUGUCAUGCCUUCCGAAAGCAGUAACGGAGGCAUCAAGUGAAUAGAUUGCAAAUUGAGAUUCAAUGAAAUUGCACUUCAGUACUUGCUAAUAAUGUGAUUUACUAGUACAUUGUAAAUCUAAUCAUUAAUGAAGUGCAACAAAUGUGACCAAUUGUUAUAUUGUUGUAAACUAUAAUUAACAAUUUUUAUAGUUACGGCUUAUGAUCAACUACUUUCAUUAGCCUAUGAUCAACUACUUUCAUUAGCCUUUUGUCCAUACCAGGUGCGCCGUAGACAUUGAUGAUUGUUUAGGAAUAAAAGGGUUCAAAACACACCCGAUGACCUGAUA